Saccharomycodes ludwigii is the source of this 1290-nucleotide messenger RNA. Its product is annotated as DMT family transporter. Gene Ontology annotation, cellular component: membrane. The coding region runs from base 1 to 1290 and encodes 429 amino acids. The record is from RefSeq and is a predicted model, not a curated record. NCBI's taxonomy places the organism in Eukaryota, Fungi, Ascomycota, Saccharomycetes, Saccharomycodales, Saccharomycodaceae. The transcript has a single exon.
AUGUCAAGCGAACCAACGAUCAGCAUAGACAAUAAUAUCCCUAACAAUAAAUCAUCAUCUCCUUCUUCCCUUUCAAUAACCAAGUUCGAAGCCGAUGACGAGGAUGAACCCGAGUUAAAUGAUCACACCAUUACCAAUCAUAACGAAAAUAAAGGCUUGUAUUACUUAUUGGCCUCUCAAUUAUUCAAUAGUAUUAUGGUAAUUUCCACAAAACUAUUGGAAACAGAUCCCAACUUUAAAGAUGAUCCAAUUAACCCGUUACAAAUCUUGGUUUUUAGAAUGUUAAUCACCUUUAUAGGUACACUAAUAUACAUGUUUCUAAAUAAAAAUCAUAUCAAUGACGUCCCAUUUGGCCCAAAGCCAAUGAGAAAGUGGCUAGUUUUAAGAGGGUCAUUAGGGUUUUUCGGUGUUUUCGGGUUAUAUUUCAGUUUACAAUAUCUAAGCGUUAGCGAUGCCAUUGUUAUUACAUUUUUGGUGCCUAGUGUAACUGGUAUUUUAGCCACCUUAUUAUUACGUGAACGCUUUUCUAAAAUGGAGGGCGCAUGUGCCUUAACUGCCUUAUGUGGAGUUAUAUUGAUCGUAAGACCGUCCUUUUUAUUUGGGGGCGAAGAUGACAUUGCUGAAGGUGAAGAUGAUAGUGCUGAAAGCAAAAACGCGAAGAAGAGAUUGAUUGCCUCCAUUGUUGGCUUGGUCGGCGUGUGUGGUGUUAGUUCUGUUUAUGUAAUCAUUAAGCAUAUUGGCAAAAGGGCGCACGCCAUAAUGAGUGUCACCUAUUUUUCAUUCCUAUCCUUUUUAAUAUCUUUAUUUGGUAUAUUGUUUAUACCUUCGAUGACUUUCAAAACACCUCAAACUAAGGGACAAUGGUCUCUAUUCUUUCUUAUUGGAUUUAGUGGGUUUUUCAUGCAAUUGUUGCUAACAUUAGGAAUUCAAAUGGAAAAGAAAACUAGUAGAAGCGCAUUGAUGAGCUAUUCGCAAAUUAUUUAUGCUGUUUUUUGGGAUUUGAUUAUUUGGAAACAUUUACCAUCUUUGACUUCAUUAUGUGGCAUUAUAAUUAUUGUCAGCUCAACAUUAUUUGCAGUUAAAUAUAAAAACAAUCAUGGUGUAAACAACGGUUCUAAAUUCGAAGGGGUACAAGAUGGUGUUAUAGAUAAUGAGAUGAGUUUGGAGGGAAAUGAUGAUAUAGAUUUUGAAUUGGAUGAUAUUGGAAAUAAUGCAGCUGAAUUUGAAACGCUAGAUACUAAUACCGCCAAAAAUCCUGUAAACUCCGCAAAGGAACUACACAUCUUAUAA